CAGCAGCAGCAGCAGCAGCCGCAGCAGCAGCAGCAGCAGCAGCCUCAGCAGCGGCCGCACCACCAUCAGCAGAUGCCCCCGCGCAAGCCUGUGAAGCCUGCCAAGCAGAACGUAGCCGCGUGUGCAAUAGCGGCCGCUGCUGGCGUUCACUCGAGAGAGCCGACACCACCUGUCACCGGCAUGCCAGACUUCAACCAGACCGCACACAAUCAAAUUGUGCCUCAGCCAGUCUACAUGAGUUUGGAAGAGCUAGAACAAACCAGUAAGCAGCAGCAGCUUCCUCAGCCACCACCACAGGAUCAGCAGCAGCAACAACAACUACAGCAACAGCAGCUACAGCAGCAACAGCAGCAGCAGCAGCAGUGCCCUACCAGUGCUGGAGGUCAGAAUAGGGCAUCGAUGGGUGGCGCCACCCAGGAGCUGGCGCAGGCCCUGCAGCGUCGCCUGAGCCGGGAGAGCGGCAGCCGACAGUCGCUGCAGUCGAGCGGCUACGGCACGCAGCCGCCGUCCGAGUCCGACGCCUUCGAAGAGUUUGACGAUAUGUACAAUGGCCUAGUAAACAAACGUGGUUUAGACAAGUACUGCACACUGCCUAGAAACUUUGAGUUGUCCCCGCAGCUUAAGCAGUUGCUCAGCCGGAGGCAUAACUCUGUGUCAGCGUGUCCGGAGUAUUUCAACGCCAAAAGCGUGCCAGGUGGCGCCACCGUAGGACGGGCGAGCGCGGCGAAGCCACCUCCCCCGGUGAGGAGGACGUCGUCCGUGACGGCGCCGACCAGCAUGCAGAAGCAGUUCGCCGGACCAAAGACGUCGGCUAAGCCUGCUGGAUACGCGCGAUCUCACAGCAUCGCCGGCGACAUGCACGCGUACGGUGGCGCCACCACCGUCGCCGGGGCGGAGAACGGCGACGAGUCGCAGACGACGACGCCCGUCAACAGCGACGACGACGCCGUGCUGAAUCGCGUCAGCCUCAUACACAGCCUCAACAGCAAGUUUGCCGAGUCGCUGCAGCACAGCACAGCGAUGACCGGUCUCCAGCAUCCGCCAGGUGUCUCCCCACGUCGCUCCGUGCACACGGAGGAGGACAGCGAUGAGCUGCCGCCCCCGCCGCCCGACGUCCAGCUAAAGAUUGACCUGCUGAGCCAGAUCCGCCACGGCGUCGAGCUCAGCCACUCAUUCACCAACGACCGCUCCGCGCCCAAGAUCAUGAUGAACCAGUAGCCGACCCUGCGCCGACCCCGCGCCGACCCGAGACGAACCCCGCUGUGACCUCGGGUCGACAGCAUCGGUGCACGGCCGGCGAAAAAGCAUCGUCUUGUUUAGUGUCGUGGCGACGCGCAGGGAGGCAUC
Messenger RNA from Priapulus caudatus, 1347 nucleotides. RefSeq names its product myb-like protein P. The transcript is spliced from 7 exons. The record is from RefSeq and is a predicted model, not a curated record. The coding region runs from base 73 to 1218 and encodes 381 amino acids. NCBI's taxonomy places the organism in Eukaryota, Metazoa, Priapulida, Priapulimorpha, Priapulimorphida, Priapulidae.